Molecule: messenger RNA, 2351 nt
Organism: Gossypium raimondii (Peruvian cotton)
Lineage: Eukaryota; Viridiplantae; Streptophyta; Magnoliopsida; Malvales; Malvaceae
Product: pentatricopeptide repeat-containing protein At1g74900, mitochondrial
Exons: 6
Coding region: 58-1449 (463 amino acids)
Molecular function (GO): protein binding
Source: RefSeq, a predicted model, not a curated record
CCUCUUCUUUAUUUGGCUUUAGCAACAGCCAUCGGCAAUUCCCCGCCGCAUAAAACGAUGAGCACCGCCGCUACCGCCACCACAUCCGCACUCACCAACCUCAUUUUGAAAUCCACCAACAGACAGUCCCUAAUCAAGUCUCUCAUCUGCCCAACUAUCCACUGGACUCCACUUUUAGUAAACACCAUCCUUAAACAUCUAUGGAACCACGGCCCGAAAGCCCUCCAGUUCUUCGACAUCCUCCUCCAAAACCACCCCACCUACGUCCACUCCGCUUCCUCCUUCGACCACGCCAUCGACGUCGCCGCUCGUCUCCGCGACUACGCCACCGUCUUCACCCUCCUCCACCGUAUGCGCUCUCUCCGCCUCCAUCCCACUCCCAAAACUUUCGCCAUCAUCGCCGAAAGGUAUGUCGCCGCUGGAAAACCCGAUAAAGCACUUAAAAUCUUCUUGUCAAUGCAUCAACAUGGUUGUUUUCAGGAUUUGCGUUCUUUUAAUACAAUUCUCGAUGUUCUAUGUAAAGCUAAACGUGUUGAGAAAGCAUGGAACUUUUUUAAAAUACUUAGAGGAAGGUUUCAAGCUGAUGUUGUUAGUUAUAAUACAAUUGCAAAUGGUUGGUGUUUAAUUAAGAGAACAAAUAAGGCUCUUGAUACUUUAAAAGAAAUGGUGGAGAAGGGUCUGAGUCCAAAUUUGACUAGUUAUAACAUAAUGCUAAAAGGGUAUUUUAGAGCUGGUCAAAUCGAAGAGGGUUGGAAGUUUUUUCUUGAAAUGAAGAAGAGAAGGUGUGAAAUCGAUGUUGUUACUUAUACCACUGUAGUUCAUGGUCUUGGUGUUGUCGGCGAGGUUAAAAGGGCUCGAAAAGUUUUCAAUGAGAUGGUUGAUAAAGGCGUAUUGCCCUCGGUUGCGACUUACAAUGCUUUGAUUCAAGUUUUGUGUAAGAAAGACAGUGUAGAGAAUGCGGUUUCGGUUUUUGAGGAGAUGUUGAGGAAGGGUUAUGUGCCGAAUUCGAUUACUUUUAAUGUGGUGAUCAGGGGGUUGUGUCAUAAAGAACAAAUGGAAAAGGCUAUGGAAUAUAUGGAUAUGAUGAGGGAUAACGAUUGUGGACCGAAUGUGCAGACUUACAAUAUUGUGAUUCGAUAUUUUUGUGAUGCCGGUGAGAUUGGAAAAGGUUUGGAGUUGCUUGAGAAGAUGAGUAGUGAGAAUUGCUUGCCAAAUUUGGAUACAUACAAUAUUUUGAUAAGUUCAAUGUUUGUAAGGAAGAAAUCUGAUGAUAUGGUGGUGGCUGGGAAGCUGUUGAUUGAGAUGGUUGAUAGAGGAUUUAUGCCUCGAAGAUUAACUUUCAACCGGAUUUUGGAUGGACUUUUGUUGACAGGUAAUCAAGGUUUUGCAAAGGAGAUUUUGAGAUUGCAGACCAAAUGUAGCCGUCUUCCUCGACAGUUUAAAUUGUGAAGCCUAUUUCUAUCUAAGUUUGGCAUAUCGAUCCUUUGGAUUGUUAAUGUCAUAGUGAAAAAAUUCUUGCUGAUUUUGUUUCACUUUCAACACCGAUUGGAGGACCGUGAACUCGCUGCUCUAUCACGUGCAUUAGAGCUUUUUAGAUAAAUUCUUCUGUGGCGCAAAAUUCAUGGCAUCUUUUAACAAAAACCUGUUUCAUUUGAAAUUUUGAAUGCUGUGGGGAGAAUAUAAGAUUGCUUUGAAGCAAUAUUGCCAUUUUUAUUAAGGUUUAUGACCAGGUCUAAGUGCCUCGCUCUUGCUUUAGCUUUUACGAUGUUUUGCAAGCUUAAUAAAUUUUUGCCGAUUAGAGGUGUUUAUUCCAUUUAUGUGUGAAUGUCAGGUUGCUGCAUCUUCUCUGGUUGCAUGCAGCAUGGUUAGAAGUUUGAAGGUUAACAUGACUGAGAAAGAUUACCAAAGAAAAAAGAACCAAGUUCUUAUCAAAGAUUCAUGGUUGCCUAUCGGCUUUUAUUGAGGGAAGACAGAAGGGAAACAAUGAGAAGCUAAAGAUUACACCUAAAAUUUGAUUAAGGUUUUAUCCAAUAAUAGUGCCAUUGUCCGAAUAAUUCAAUCUGUAUUUCUCCUAUUCUCCAAUGAGACCUUGGUUUAAUAGCAAUGUCAAGGUUUGGGAUCUCAAGGUCGAGGCUCUGCGAGGGUUCUCUUUCAAAUUUAUUUUGGUUUAGUCAGUUAUUCAGUUUAGUGCUUGUAAUGAUGGAUUCUAUUGGAACUGUUGUGACUUUAAAAAAGAUCGGCUUGUGUUCAAGGAUGAGUUGAACCAUGAUCCCAAAUUUUGGUUUGAUGCCAUAGAUUGCUGUUUGUGACUUUUCUAUUGUUAAUGUGAUUUUGUUUGUGGAUUUGUCUAA